CGCUUCGUUUCUUUACUGCCUCCUGGUGACGUAUUUCAACUCUAUGUGUGCGACCAUGGCAGUAUCAUCAAGACUCUUUUUUAAUGGAAUGUCACUUUUUAAUAACAGUAUUACUUAUAUUAACCGCGGAUUGUACAGCACGUUGGGAAAGGUGUUGUUUCGAGUUUCAUUGGCUUCCGAUGUGCAUAACAUUUCUCAGAAACGUCAUGCAGCUCACUUCAGUUUUCAUCCUGACCCAACACCAACACAGUAUGGGCCGACACAGAAAAUGAACCUUUUUCAGUCAAUAACAAGUGCCUUGGAUGACUCUUUGGCCAGAGACCCUACUGCAGUGAUAUUUGGAGAAGAUGUCGCCUUUGGAGGAGUUUUCAGGUGUACCGUUGGACUGAGAGACAAAUAUGGCAAAGACAGAGUCUUCAACACACCUUUGUGUGAGCAAGGAAUUGUCGGUUUUGGAAUUGGAGUUGCAACUACAGGUGCCACUGCAAUAGCAGAAAUACAAUUUGCAGACUACAUAUUUCCAGCAUUUGAUCAGAUUGUUAAUGAAGCAGCAAAAUACCGUUACCGCUCAGGGAACCAGUUUGAUUGUGGGAGCCUAACAGUACGAGCACCUUGGGGCUGUGUGGGACAUGGUGCACUCUAUCAUUCCCAGAGUCCAGAGUCUUUCUUUGUUCACUGCCCUGGAAUUAAGGUUGUUAUCCCCAGAAGUCCCAUACAGGCCAAAGGAUUGCUGCUGGCAUGCAUAGAGGAUAAAAACCCUUGUAUAUUCUUUGAACCUAAAAUUCUUUACAGAGCUGCAGUGGAACAAGUUCCCAUAGAGCCAUUCAUAAUUCCCCUGUCUCAAGCUGAGGUGCUGCAGGAAGGAAGUGAUGUUACACUUGUUGCUUGGGGAACACAGGUUCAUGUCAUGAAAGAAGUUGCAAAUAUGGCUCAGGAGAAACUGGGUGUGUCCUGUGAACUUAUUGAUUUAAAAACCAUUUUGCCUUGGGAUACAGAAACAGUGUGCAAGUCUGUAGCCAAAACUGGUAGACUUCUGAUUAGUCAUGAAGCCCCGAUUACUGGAGGGUUUGCUGCUGAAAUCAGUACAGUGGUACAGGAGGAAUGCUUCCUGAACUUAGAGGCUCCUAUUGCUAGAGUCUGUGGAUAUGAUACACCUUUCCCACAUAUCUUUGAGCCAUUCUACAUUCCAGACAAAUGGAAAUGUUUUGAUGCUGUUCGCAAAAUGAUUAAUUUCUGAACAAAAGAGCUACGUGGGAGGACAUUCAUUCUGGCCAACUUCAGGAAGUACAUAAUUCAUGAUUGCUCUGAUCCAUGGAUGUUUCCUGCAUUAAUAGUUUUCACUAGGUUGCUGCAGUACCCCAAGAGAACUGUGUGUAAACAUUUUAUUGACUGUGUGAAAUGUAAUUUCUUUACUACGUUUAUUUGGUGAACAGUAGAUGUCAUUUAUUGCAAUAAAAUGUGUGUCAUUCUUCCACUAA
This is a messenger RNA of Protopterus annectens (West African lungfish), 1478 nucleotides long. RefSeq names its product branched chain keto acid dehydrogenase E1 subunit beta (gene BCKDHB). NCBI's taxonomy places the organism in Eukaryota, Metazoa, Chordata, Ceratodontiformes, Protopteridae. The record is from RefSeq and is a predicted model, not a curated record. Gene Ontology annotation, biological process: response to nutrient; branched-chain amino acid catabolic process. Gene Ontology annotation, molecular function: catalytic activity. The transcript is spliced from 11 exons. The coding region runs from base 44 to 1237 and encodes 397 amino acids.